UGGUAGCAUAUUUAAGUUAAUAGUAGUAAAAUGCAUAUUUGAUGGGGCUUCUUGCAGUCCUUGUAUGAUAAUUUUUCAUGGUUAGAGCUGCACUUUUUUUUUUCUUUUGUAAGUGAAAGAUUUUUUGGUCAUUACUUAUAUAAUCCAUAAAGGGGGCGAACCGGAGCAGUGGUAAAGUUGUUCCUUCAUGGCUGAAAGGUCAUGGGUUCGAAUCCAGGAAACAACCUCUUUGCAAUUAUGGAAGGGUAAGGCUGCGUACAAGGAUUACCUCCACCCACAUUUGCUAGUCGGGUUUAACGGGGAUUGGUUUUUUUUUUUUUUUUUUUUUACUUAUAUAAUCCAUAUGCAGAUUUUUCUCUAUUACGCCCCCCUUUUUUGUAUUAAUUUUAGUUUUUGUUGUUACUAUCAUCAUUGUCAUCUUGUUUUGGUGUUUGUAGUAUGAGGAGGAACAGGUUGCAAAUGAAUCCUCUGGCAAGCAACAAGGAAUAAUAGUUGAAAGUGGUGUUCAAAUUAACUGUUCAGAUGGAGGUGGAUUAACUGAACUGGAGAAACUACUUAAGCAGAAGACUUUCACCAGUGUCUAUUUUUCCGCAGAUCUGAGAUUGAUCAUUUGACAACGCUUAUGCGUUCAAGAACCGUGGAUCCACCUGUUGGGGAAGACGGGAAGAGGACAGAAGUGGUUCCAUCAGAUCCAAUGUUGCCUCGUGUUCAAAUUGAAGAAUAUCCCAAAACUCCAGCACUAGAAAAUGGGAUUGAAAACCAUCUUGUUUCAACUCCAUAUGUUACUUCCAGCGUUUCUAUUGAUGAUGUUGCUUCACCUGCCGAGCUUGCUAAGGCUUACAUGGGGAGCAGGCCUUCCAAGGUAUCCCAAUCAAUGCUGGGCUUGCGAAAUCCUCCAAGAGAGGAUCCAACUCUACUAAGAAAUCAGCACUUUGCUCAGAAAUCCCCAGUUAUGUCAAUUGUGCCAAGGGCAACUACCCUUGCUCGGGUUCGUGAAAAUGGCUUUGUGACCCCAAGAUCUCAUGGAAGAUCAGCAAUAUAUAGAAUGGCUCGAACACCUUAUGCCAGAGUUUAUCCAAUAUCUACGCUCAAGGGUGUUGGCUUUGUGACCCCAAGAUCUCAUGGAAGAUCAGCAAUAUAUAGGAUGGCUCGAACACCUUAUGCCAGAGUUUAUCCAACAUCUACGCUCAAGGGUGUUGGCGUUGCUGUUGAAGGUGAGCCAUCAUCUUCAGCUCAGUAUGCACUGGAUCAUGAUAUGCUUUCUGGCUCUAAACAAAGGCAGGCAUUAAAACGUAGAAGUUCUAUAUUCUAUAAUGAUAUAGGAUCUUUUGGUCCUAUACGCCGAAUCCGUCACAAGUCUAAUCUUCUAUCUUCUAAAGGCUUAGCCUUACCUCAUUCAGGCGCCCCCUUAUCUAUAGCUAGGAACAGAGUUGGCAUUGAUGCUGCUCGGCAACCUUCAUCUUCCAUGCAGAAGCCUAUUCUAUUGGGUGAAGUUAAGCAUAGCCAUACGAAAUUGUCAGCAGAAAAUGUUGAUGACACCAUGCCUAGUACUAGCUUUCCUCCUAUAUCUUCAAAAUCUAGCGAGAUGGCCUCAAAAAUACUCCAGCAACUUGAUAAUUUGGUUUCUCCUAAAGAAAAAUCAUUGGAACCAAGGCUACCAAUUAUGAAUGAUAAAUCUCCGACAAAGUUGUCAUCAUCCAUGUUACGAGGACAGGCUCUUCGAAGUAUGGAGACAGUGGAUUCAUCAAAAUUCCUGGAUAACAUACAAGAUAAUGAAUUAGACGGCACACUUGGAAAUUUGUCAGCUAGUGCUCAAAAGUUAACAUCAAAGAUAGACAAGGUUGAAAAUGGUCCAUUGAAGCUUGCUGCUCCUACUGAUACAGAUGCUACAGUCCCAAGGAAUCAAGUUGUGUCUAUUGUAAAAGCUGGAGAUUCUUCUGUGACAAAUCCUGUUUCUUAUCAUCCACAAAAAAAGAGGGCAUUCCAUAUGAGUGCACAUGAGGGUGUUGGCUUUGUGACCCCAAGAUCUCAUGGAAGAUCAGCAAUAUAUAGGAUGGCUCGAACACCUUAUGCCAGAGUUUAUCCAACAUCUACGCUCAAGGGUGUUGGCGUUGCUGUUGAAGGUGAGCCAUCAUCUUCAGCUCAGUAUGCACUGGAUCAUGAUAUGCUUUCUGGCUCUAAACAAAGGCAGGCAUUAAAACGUAGAAGUUCUCUAUUAGAUAAUGAUAUAGGAUCUUUUGGUCCUAUACGCCGAAUGCCUCACAAGUCUAAUCUUCUAUCUUCUAAAGGCUUAACCUUACCUCAUUCAGGCGCCCCCUUAUCUAUAGCUAGGAACAGAGUUGGCAUUGAUGCUGCUCAGCAACCUUCAUCUUCCAUGCAGAAGCCUAUUCUAUUGGGUGAAGUUAAGCAUAGCCAUACGAAAUUGUCAGCAAAAAAUGUUGAUGACACCAUGCCUAGUACUGGCUUUCCUCCUAUAUCUUCAAAAUCUAGCGAGAUGGCCUCAAAAAUACUCCAGCAACUUGAUAAUUUGGUUUCUCCUAAAGAAAAAUCAUUGGAACCAAGGCUACCAAUUAUGAAUGAUAAAUCUCCGACAAAGUUGUCAUCAUCCAUGUUACAAGGACAGGCUCUUCGAAGUAUGGAGACAGUGGAUUCAUCAAAAUUCCUGGAUAACAUACGAGAUAAUGAAUUAGGCGGCACACUUGGAAAUUUGUCAGCUAGUGCUCAAAAGUUAACAUCAAAGAUAGACAAGGUUGAAAAUGGUCCAUUGAAGCUUGCUGCUCCUACUGAUACAGAUGCUACAGUCCCAAGGAAUCAAGUUGUGUCUAUUGUAAAAGCUGGAGAUUCUUCUGUGACAAAUCCUGUUUCUUAUCAUCCACAAAAAAAGAGGGCAUUCCAUAUGAGUGCACAUGAGGAUUAUCUGGAGCUGGAUGAUGAUGCCUACCCUAAUGGAGCCGUUUCUUAUCAUCCACAAAAAAAGAGGGCAUUCCAUUUGAGUGCACAUGAGGAUUAUCUGGAGCUGGAUGAUGAUGCCUACCCUAAUGGAGCCGUUCCUUAUCAUCCACAAAAAAAGAGGGCAUUCCAUUUGAGUGCACAUGAGGAUUAUCUGGAGCUGGAUGAUGAUGCCUACCCUAAUGGAGCCGUUCCUUAUCAUCCACAAAAAAAGAGGGCAUUCCAUUUGAGUGCACAUGAGGAUUAUCUGGAGCUGGAUGAUGAUGCCUACCCUAAUGGAGCCGUUCCUUCUUUCUCUACUUGGAAAGAAACAACAGGCUCCACUCCUGUGGCCGAGAAAACUACCUCUGCUACUGAAACUGAUGUACAGGAGAUUCCCCCAGCUUCAUCUGUAGUAUUGCCAUCCAAAAGUUUUACAACAGAUGGUUCACCUCCUGUUAGGUCUGCUGAUGGAUCUACAUUUGGUCAGAAGUUUGAUAUACCAACGUCCAUAAGUUCGUCUAUCCCUGAUCCUACUUUUAAGCCAACAAUGGGUGCAGUGUCAGUAGCUGCACACACAAUUUUGGGUUCCGAGAAGUUUAAUUCACAAAAUGGAUCAGUUGUUAAUCCUCCCCUGUUGAACUUUGGGAAUAAAGUUGUUCAGUCAACAGAGGUGACUGCUGCUGAUGCUCCAUCAAAGGAGUCUACUAAAUCAGGUCCAAUAUUUGGUUUGGAUAAAGUUGCAUCGUCAAAGGAGCCAGGUGCUGAUGCUCCGUUAUUUAACUUUGGCAUCAACGAAAAUGUUGAUUAUGUUCCCCAAUUUGCUUUCUCAUCACCAGUUGGUGGUCUCAAUUUUGGUGUUUUUUCUGACUCAAAGAUGACGAGCUCAAUCAAGUUAGUCUCCACUACUGUUCCUGUUGCUGUUGAUUCAAUGCCAAAAGGCAUCAACAAAAAUGUUGAUUAUGUUCCCCAAUUUGCUUUCUCAUCACCAGUUGGUGGUCUCAAUUUUGGUGUUUUUUCUGACUCAAAGAUGACGAGCUCAAUCAAGUUAGUCUCCACUACUGUUCCUGUUGCUGUUGAUUCAAUGCAAAAAGUUCUUGAAUUAAUGCUGAUGCUAAGACUAAUAUAGUUGCUGGAUCUUCUCCUCCGUCAUCAGAGCCAGCUGUUACAUCUGCAGCAUCGACAUCAUUGUUGACAUCACCUGCUAAUAUAUUUACUUUUUUUUUUUUUUUUUUUGUAAAUAAUAUAUUUACUUUUAGCAACAGAUUAAAUCAAGAUAAUGGACGUGUUGCUUCAAGCGCUACAUUUGCCUCUACAUUUCCAUCUAUUGGUACAAAUUGUUUUAGUCAGAAUUUAUCCAGUAGCUCUCCCCUUAGUGUCCUGUAUUGAGUAAAAUAAGAUAUAAAAAUAGUUUAAACAAGUAUUCCGCAAGAGUUUACAGUUAU
Messenger RNA from Gastrolobium bilobum, 4373 nucleotides. Its product is annotated as nuclear pore complex protein NUP1. NCBI's taxonomy places the organism in Eukaryota, Viridiplantae, Streptophyta, Magnoliopsida, Fabales, Fabaceae. The transcript has 15 exons. Bases 623 to 4057 code for a protein of 1144 amino acids. Gene Ontology annotation, cellular component: nuclear envelope. Gene Ontology annotation, biological process: nuclear membrane organization; poly(A)+ mRNA export from nucleus. The record is from RefSeq and is a predicted model, not a curated record.